Molecule: messenger RNA, 2272 nt
Organism: Trifolium pratense (red clover)
Lineage: Eukaryota; Viridiplantae; Streptophyta; Magnoliopsida; Fabales; Fabaceae
Product: serine/threonine-protein kinase GRIK1-like
Exons: 12
Coding region: 644-1966 (440 amino acids)
Biological process (GO): intracellular signal transduction; protein phosphorylation
Cellular component (GO): cytoplasm
Molecular function (GO): protein serine/threonine kinase activity; ATP binding
Source: RefSeq, a predicted model, not a curated record
CUCUAAAAACGAAUGUUACCCGGGAAGAGAGGAACUGAGGGAGUAGAGUAUAUUAGUUCUCUCCCGAUCGGAAGGAAUUUCAGUUCAGUUCAGUUCAUUCAUAAUCCUAAAUCCUAAAUUAUUAUUAUUUACUUUAAUUAUGUUUUGACUAAUACUCCCAUCUUUGAAUUAAUUUAUUUAUUCCAUCAUUUUAGGUUGUCUAGAUUCAGUCAAAUUCAAAAAAGAUUAAAAAUUUAAGCGUUUCUAGAUUCAGUUUCCAAUUUACAAAUUCAUUUCAGUUAGGGUUUCUCACUCUAUAGUCUCUCACUAUUAGAGUAGAAACCCUUAGAUUCAUACAAAAAUUCCACCUUUUCUUCUUCUUCUUCUUCUUCUUCUCAACCCCAGCUUACAGAACCAAUCCAAUUCAUCAUUUUCACCCUAAAAAACAAGCAAAUGUUAUAAACUGGAGGUAUUACAAUGUUGGCUGUGAAUUUUAGUAUUGGAUUCCAUGUCUGCUGUUUUCUCCACUUAGCUCAAUGGCACCCUUUGGAAUAGCAGCUUGAUUAGGGUUUCAAGCUCACUUACUUACUACCUCUUAAAUCAGAUUUGCAAUUUUUUAUUUUGUCUGGAAGAUUUUUCAAUCAACUUAAGGUCUAAGUUCAAGAUGUUAGAUAAGACUCUUUCUUAUGUGAGAGAUAUUUUGACCUGUAACUGCUUCGGGUUUUUGAAGAAACGGAACCCUCGAAAGGUUACGCCUACCAUCUACAAUAGUAAUCUCUCUCAUGAGCUGUUGUUAGAUACUGAUUUUGAUGAUGAAGAUUCCUUCUUUAAUGAUGAGAUUAUUAACAACACUAGUGGAGAUGAUGAGGAGGAGCAAAGUCGUCCCAAGCGAUCGGAGGAAAUUUUGGUUUUUAGAGUAGAGAAUGGUAUGAUCUGUAGACAAUUUCCUGUUAAAGAAACUCACAAAAUUGAUCGCACAGAGGAUGAGAAUGGAAACAAGGCCGUAAAUGAGUAUGUUCGUGAGUAUAAGAUUGGUUCUGGUAGCUACGGGAAAGUGGUAAGCAUAGUAUUUAGUAUACUGUCUCUCAAGGAAAACAGUUUUCCUGACCCUCUUUCCAUGAAUGUUUGGCAGGCUCUUUAUCGAAGCUCCAUCGAUGGAAAACAUUAUGCAAUUAAGGCCUUUCAUAAGUCUCAUUUACUGAAGCUUCGAGUUGCACCCUCAGAAACGGCCAUGACUGAUGUUCUUCGUGAGGUUUUCAUUAUGAAAAUGCUGCAACAUCCUAAUAUAGUUAAUCUCAUUGAAGUGAUUGAUGACCCAGAAUCGGAUAAUUUCUACAUGGUACUUGAAUAUGUAGAAGACAAAUGGGUUUGCGAUGGUUCAGGUCGAGCUUGUAGCUUAGGUGAAGAGACUGCUAGGAGAUACUUGCGUGACAUAGUUUCUGGAUUAAUGUAUCUCCAUGCUCAUAAUAUAGUUCAUGGGGAUAUCAAACCUGACAAUCUGUUGAUUACUCGUCAUGGUACAGUGAAGAUAGGGGAUUUCAGUGUCAGCCAGGCUUUUGAGGAUGAUAAUGAUAUGCUUCGACGAUCACCUGGCACUCCUGUUUUCACUGCACCUGAAUGUAUUUUAGAUAUUACUUACAGUGGUAAAGCCGCUGACACAUGGGCUGUAGGAGUUACUUUAUACUGUAUGGUAUUGGGUGAUUACCCUUUUCUUGGUGACACACUUCAAGAUACAUAUGACAGAAUAGUCAAUACUCUGAUAGUACUCCCAAAUGAUCUGAAUCCGCGGUUGAAGAACUUGAUAGAAGGACUACUUUGCAAAGACCCAAGACAAAGGAUGACGUUGGCUGAUGUUGCGGCUGAUAGCUGGGUUAUUGGAAAAGAUGGGCCGAUUCCUGAGUACUUUUGUUGGUGCAAAAGGAAGAACUCGGAGAAGGAAGACAAUGAUGAGAGCACGCAGGAUGCUUCCCUUACCUAUACUGACUGAAUUUAUUCUUAGGUUACAUUUGUAUAUCUACAGUGGAAACCUCAGAUAUUGUUUUUGCCUUCUGACUGUACACCAGAAUGGUAUGAUUAUAGAGGUAGGCUUGAAAGAAUGUUAAUUUAUGCCUCAUGUUUGUAGGAAUGAUUAGAGGCUUGUGUUUAUUUUUGAAAAUGAUUUUAUGGCUGGAAACAUGUGAGGUUUUGUACUACACAACUACAAGCUUCUGCUUGUAGGCAUAUAGAUAGAUAGAUAGACAGAUAGAUACAUAAUCUAAAUCUAUACUCUAAUAUCAUGCGGGUUGUUUUGUUA